Messenger RNA from Prosopis cineraria, 1156 nucleotides. RefSeq lists its product as uncharacterized. The record is from RefSeq and is a predicted model, not a curated record. The coding region runs from base 271 to 660 and encodes 129 amino acids. Lineage: Eukaryota; Viridiplantae; Streptophyta; Magnoliopsida; Fabales; Fabaceae. The transcript is spliced from 2 exons.
AUACUGGUAAAAGUGGGGGCAGGAUAACUACCAUAUUUACGCUUUGAUCAAUCACGUGCAUUGCACGUUUAUAACCAAUCGCAUGCGUUGGUCGCUUAUAGCCAAUUUCCCGGCCAAAAGGUUGUUGAUCAGUCAGACGAGAGCAGGGAAUCCCCCGAACCCCAAGCCUUAGAAUUAACUAACAGAGGUCCUUCCAUUCUUUCAUUGCAAAACACCAAGAUUUCACUCCUUCAUCUUCUCUUGAAUCUAUGUGACGGCAAUAGCAUUGAGAUGCAGCAAAGGACCUCAAGUUCAACUUCUCCCUGCUCCGGCGAGCACAGAGCCAUCAACCUCGCUGAUCCUCCACAAACAAAGCGAAGAAAAACCGACGGUGAUGAUACGUCCGGCCUUCCACUUUACGAUCCUCGGAGCACCGAUGGGAAGAGGGAGGUUUCCCCGUCACGAUCGGCAGGGAAAUGGCUUCACGCUAUUCCUUUGAUUCUGCUGCUUUGCCUUUUCCUCCUUUGGUUGAAUUCUUUUCCGGUGAAUGUGACAGUUAGGGAUGGCAGAAUUACAGUCAUACGUCAGAUCGGUGCUCUGCUGCCUAACACUACACAUAUUGAUCUCACAAUAUUAGCGGUGUCUGCGACAUCAAUCUCGUCACUUCCUCAAAAACUGUAAUACCACAAUGAAACGUCCUCGCAGUUGGUGAUUGCGCCUAAUUGAAACAUCAUCUUCUUCCAAUAUAAAAAGAGUCAGGGUCUGAAGUUUUACCGAAUUUUUAGUCAAUUCAUGUCCGAUAAGUUUGAGAUGCUUUAUCAAACGAGCUAGACAACAAACUUUGCUGAAUCUUUGUUUCUUUGGAAGGAUCUUGGUUCUGUUACCCUGGGUAAACUUGUUACGUAGAAUACAUGUCAAGACAUCUAGCAUUGUUGAUAUGCUUUGUUGAAUUUACGCGGCGGAGAGGGGAAAAUAUACGCAGAAGAUGGCAACAUUGUAGCUUGUAUUUCAUGGUCAGUAAAAAUAUGUCAACUUAUGUUCUGUGGAAUUUCUGAUGCAAUCGUAGCCUUAGGAUUUAGGAAUAUGACUCGAAGCUUGUUCUAUUGCCAUGCGCCUUGAAUAAUAAACAGUAUGUACCUUUCAAUGCUACAAUUCAGCAACUUCACCCUCUCGACAA